AGCAGCGACCGCCGGAGAACAAUGUUUUGGCAAUAAAAAAAAACCCUAAAGCGGCGACUACGGAGGGAUUAUAGGCACGAUUGAAACCAACUGCGGUCAUGUGUAGGAUAUUCUUUUCCUGCAUUCCUUUUUAGAUUUAUUGCCCUCCUUUUCCCCUGCACACAGAAAAAACACCACCAUGAGUAUUAUCCAAGACAAAUUAGGCAAUGAGUUUUUGCGCAACGGUGGCAUGGACCCCAAUUUUGCACCAGGUAUGCUUAUGUUCAGCCACCUGCCACCAGUCACCAGCUUUACAAGACUGACCUCCCAGUCUGUCAUGGGCGAGCUUCCCCAGGAAAUGAUCCUGAAGAAGGAACGUGACUCGCCCCCAGAACACCAGGGCGCGACUGCUGUGAACACUGGUGGCUUCCUCCACAGUAUGGGCAUUAAGCAGGAGCGGCUAAGCGAGCUGGAUUACCGAAUGCCCCUCUAUAGUGGAGGUGGAGGCAUAGGGGUGAACUGUGCUGGAGGGGGCGUGGGGAAGAGUGGCACUGACAUGCCGGACAUGUCUUUCGGCAACCACCACCAAAAUCACCAGAACAUGCUCCUGCAUGAUCUCAGCCUCAGCAACGUCCGUUCUCUUGGUGAACCGAUGUCUGGAAGAUCGGGUAAAGAGCCAAAAGAGUCUUCAGGGAGAAGAGGGCGCAGGAACAAUGGAGAUGGACAGGGAGGCAAAGCCAGAAGGAAACGCAAUGAUGCUGCAAAGGCCAUGAUGUUGGAUGCAGAUGGAUCCUGCCUGUCCCCCAACUCAAAACCACAUAUCUGUGAGCACUGUAACGCUGCCUUCCGCAGCUCCUACCACUUGCGCCGACAUGUGCUCAUACACACAGGUGAGAGGCCUUUCCGAUGCAGUCAGUGUAACAUGAGCUUCAUUCAGAAAUACCUGCUACAGCGGCAUGAGAAGAUCCACAGCGGGGAGAAGCCUUUUAGCUGUGACCAGUGUAACAUGCGCUUUAUCCAGAAGUACCAUAUGGAGCGCCACAAAAGGACACACAGCGGCGAGAAGCCAUAUCGCUGUGAUACAUGCCAACAAUUUUUUUCAAGAACAGACCGGUUACUGAAGCACAAACGGACUUGUGGAGAAGCCAUAAAGAAGGGCCUGGACCCGAACAUGCUGGAGCUCAGCGAAGCAGAGCUAGGCCAGGGCAGCUAUUCACUCACUCAGGGAAACUCUACCAGCUCCGGACGCAAGAGGGCCAAGUCCAAAAAUGGUGAGGGCGGUGAGCGCAAGAGGAAGAAGAAUGCCUCGGCAUCAGUGGCAGCAGCCUCGUCGUCUGGGGGGAUGGCCCGUGAUCUGGGCUUGCAGGACUUCGGCAUGGAGCACCCCUCAGGGUCUGGCCCCACCAUGCAGGGACGUACUCCCAAAUUAGUGUUUAAAAAAGCUGGCCGCAAGGGCCUGGACAAGGGCCUUCUCUCUCUGGAAGACAGUACUGACGGACAAAAACUGUUGGGCCAGAAAUCUGGCUCCAUGGAUCAUGUGGAAGGUUCUGGCCUUGACAACAUUGGUCUACUCCAGGUAGCUGGGGCCAACAAGCAGGGGCCCACCACCAGCAGCAACUACGAUGAUGCAAUGCAGUUUGUGAAAAAGCGACGCUACCUCCAUGCAGUUAACAAUGACUAUGGAGCCAGCUCACUGCACAUGGCAUCCCAGGGAAGUAGUGUAAUCCAGGGCUCCCUGGGGCCCGAACCCACACUGGCAAUGCUGGACUCGUCGCCUUUGGAACUUAAGCAUGACAAGUCUGGCAUUCCAGAUGAGGUACUGCAAAGCCUGCUGGACCAUUAUAGCCAUAAGCCAGAUGGGACACACCAUCAUGAUGUGACUUUUGACCUGUCAGACCAUCCACACCAUGUGGACCUCCAGCCGGCAGCCCCUGUUACUCCUGAGUUGGAGGACGAUUCACCCAACGGUGGUGAUAAGACGGCAGUGAUGAGUGAGUACUCAAAGUUCCUCCUGCAGGCCCUGGAGCGCACCAGCCAUAGUGGACCCUUUCCCCUCCUUGGUCCAACGGGGCCUUUCCCACUCCUGUCCAGCAGCUCCAGUCCCACAGGGCCCUUGUUUUCUGACAAACAUGGGUACACCACAUCCCCACUGGAUUGUGGCUACCCGCCUGCUGUCUCCUCCCCGCUGCCCAUUGUCGCCCCUUCAUCAACUUCCUCAUCGUCCUCCUCCAAAUCCCACUAUGGCAUGCUCGUCGGCUCCCCCUCCCAGGCAGGCUACCACCUCACCUUGGAAUCUACUAGCCACCAGCAGCUGACUCCAUCUCAGGAACUGACCGAGCAGUUGGAGAAGCAGCACUCCCCCGGAGCCUUCAACCUACCUCCCCAGGACCUGACUGCCUCGGCAGAAGGCUCCAAGGGGCAGCAGCCCAAGGCUGGAGGGAACACUGCACCCACCAACGGUUCCAGCUACCCAGACCUGUCCCCACUGAACCCCCCUAAAGAACCCACAUACCAGAUCGAGAACUUCGCCCAGGCCUUUGGCUCCCAGUUCAAGUCAGGGCGCCGGACCCCUCUGAGCUAUGGCAGUGAUCCUGGGGCAGAGGUCGACCACCGAAUACGGACUCCAGUGUCAGAAUUCUCAGGGUAUACCAGUUUGUUAGCUGACGUCAGUGAGCCAGUGAGUACAGGAUCAAAAACCCCGACAAGCCAAAGUUUCAGAUAAGGGUCAAACGAGGUGAAUCCAGUAGGGGGCUGUUCUGUUACUGUCCAUACAGUCCCUAUACCCAUCCUAAUUUUGUUCUUGUAGCAAAGUUUUGUUUUUUAAACACUGCCAUUAAAUGUUAAUACAGAAAUGACCAGGGAGGGUCUUCCAUGGCCUCAAAUGCAAUUUUUUAAAUAUUCUCAUUUUUAUUAUGUAUUUAGUCGCUUAAUUUUUGUUUAAAAGUAGUGAUUUUGAUAUGAACGUAAACCGUAGAUUUAAAUGUAAUUUAAAACAUUUAGAGGGUAGCUAUGAACUUGCUUGAGUUUUUUCUUUUUCUGAACCCUUGUGUUUUACCAAUCAUCAUACCAUUGUAAAGUAAUAAUGAAUAAUGUUGAUAAUUUCAAUAAUAACAUUUGUGGCAGGGAAAGGCCCAGAAUUCAAAUGGCAAAAAAGUAUAUAUUGUCUGUUACAAGAAACGUAUUAACUCAGGAAAUAGGCAAAAUUGUGUAAUAAGACUUUGUAUUAUGAGAUGCAAUUAGCACAGUUUUUACAGGUGUACUUUGAAACUACAAAGCUUUGAUUUUGUUUUUGUGUUUUUUUUUCCGUUUUUUUUUAACUUGUCAGGACAACAAAUUACAAUACAUGAUGUUUGGUUUCUACUGCGUGUAGCUUUGUCGAGAUUAUGGUACUGUUGUGUCAAUGAGAAGACAUCCACAUUUCUUUUUAGGAGCCACAUGUGUACACGAGGUAGUAUGAACUGUAGUGGAGUUUAGCCCAUGGUGCACACACAGCACGUUCUGAAGCGAAGAGGAUGUUGGAACCUACCUGACUGAUGUUUUACAGGAAUACUGUCAAUUGAUUGAGACUGUCUAGCAAUGCACUCCUUUGUUUGUGCCCACCAGUGGCUGGUAGAAAAAAAAUUCUACUCAAACAUAACUGGGUAUUGCCGUUAUGGCUGUCUCAGAAUGCAAUGGACACCAAUCCUUGAUAUUUUCAUCAUGCUGUUGUGAUUUCCUUUUUUAAAAACAAGUCACCACUUUUCUACUUCACUCCUUGCUGUUCCUUUUUUUGUCAAUGGAAUCAAACAAGCACUUUUUAAACAAAUCAUCAUUGGAAACGACAACAACCCAUUCAAUUUGCAUAUGUGAUAAGUGAUUAUUAUGCUAGUGAUUAUUCAUUUUUAAGAGGAGAAAACUGUGAACGGGUCGGGAGGGAGGGAGGUGGGUGGGGUGGGCGGGCCGGGGGGUUUGGGAAAGGAGGGCUGGAUUAUUGUUUAAUGGGGUUUGAUAGGGGUUGACUAGGCAUGACCAUGGGCAUUUAAAUGUAUUUUGUUGCUUUUUCUUAAGGGUAGAAGAGAUGGGUGGGGGGGGGGAGAUUUUUUUUUCUAACGGUUUGUCGGGUGAUGUUGUAAAAAGAUGAUUUGCCAUAAUUUUGUUAUACAAUAUUUUGAGAGUACCUCUUUGUAUUUAAGUGUUUUGAGAGACGGGCUGACAUGCUGGAAACCUUUUAUCUUUAAACCCACGGGUAUAUUUGAUGCAUACCCAAACCCUUUUAUUUAUUCUCCACUACCCACAACAAAACUCACAAGCAGAUAUUUUUCGGCAAGUAAUCACCGGACCUACACCCCUACUCCCAUCCCCUCUCGUUUUUACAUUUUUUAUUUUUUUAACCCCCACCAUUUUAAUAAUUGCAAGAAACUGCAACAGUAAUACAGCAAAGAAACAGAAAAGUUAAGUUAUACAAACUUCCCCUCCCCAAAAUGCAGCCCUGCACUCACAAGAAUAAACAAUGGCCUUCUUUGUCUUCCAUGGCUAAAGCCAAUCUAUCCCGGCAGCCAGGGUUGAUAUUUAAUUUAGUUGAUUUCCUGUGAGCCGUACCACCCCACCACCCCCCUUUCCUUUUCCUAUGUCUGUGAGCUCCACAGCCAAGAGACUUUGAAGCUGCUCAGAUCACAGGGAACAAAGACUGACUGACCAGCCACUUCACUCCAAACACACACUAUGCUUUUUAAAGGAGAGAGAAAGAGUGGGUGAAAAAUGGAGAGAGAAAAAAAGACAAUACGAUUGACCUAAAUAUACCUCAUAUCACUAAAGCGUAAGAAAGCAGGGACACGCAUUUCAUGUAUGUAGUGGAAAUAUUUGUAGUAUAGGUUCAACAUAUUGUAUAAUCAUUUAACACUGCCUGUGUUUACAGUUAUAGAGCAAGUGAUUCGUCAUAAUGCAAAUGUCUUUUUUUUCUUCUGUAAAAACAUCCACGCCAAGCAGUGUUGCAUUCUAGAUGCCUCAUAGAACAUUCAUUUUUCUCAUGUUAUAUCCCUUAUUUUUGUUACUUGCCAUAAUGUGUUUUGAUAUGAUCUCUAGAAGGAUAUUGUUUACAAAAAUGUACAAAAACACUAAAAAUGUGUGUUCUCAUUUUUUUUAAUUUUUUUUUUUUUUUGAGUUUUCUCCAGUAUGCAUGAUAAAGAAAUUUUUGUAUGGCUUUUUUUCUGUCACCUCAAUACCAAAUUUUGUAGCAGAAGCCUCCCCAUUCCUUUGUCUUAUUUGUUCUAGACCCCUUGUGAUAUGAUUUCCCAGGCUAUACCUGUUAUUGAGAUGAUGA
Scomber scombrus (Atlantic mackerel) is the source of this 5278-nucleotide messenger RNA. RefSeq names its product zinc finger protein 281b (gene znf281b). The transcript has 7 exons. Gene Ontology annotation, biological process: regulation of transcription by RNA polymerase II. The record is from RefSeq and is a predicted model, not a curated record. NCBI's taxonomy places the organism in Eukaryota, Metazoa, Chordata, Actinopteri, Scombriformes, Scombridae. Gene Ontology annotation, molecular function: RNA polymerase II cis-regulatory region sequence-specific DNA binding; DNA-binding transcription factor activity, RNA polymerase II-specific. The coding region runs from base 179 to 2701 and encodes 840 amino acids.